UGUUGUAAGUGAACAUAUGUAGGUAUAUCCAAAUUGACUGUCAUUUAUUUUUAAGAACUUUGUGCACAUUAUAAAGUUUUACAAAUUUUUUGAAAGAAAUAGGCUCACAUUGAUUUUUAAACAAUACGUAAGGCAAUAAUAUUUAAACCGAAUAAAUUUCAUCGAAGCGGAAGAACGUCAAAUGAAUCCAAUCGUGAACGCGCCGGGAUUUCAAGCGGCUACAGCAGCUGCAGCUGCCGCGGCAGCUUCACAAAGUACCCCAAAUAAGGAGAACUCGGAGGAGUUUGUAGAGUCUGAAAUUUCCGAGGCCGCCCAAUGGUCAAUGGAAGAUGGUAAUUUCAUAGAUGGCGAGAUACAGCGAACAGUUAGAACCAAUGAAGACACCGGCGAAUACCCACGGUUCGGCUGGGUAGAUAUCACAAAGGAGUUCUUUGAUGCAUGUUCUGAAUUAACUCUAGGAGAACUAGCGCAAGAUAUGCUAUUUGGGCUAUUCGAAGCCAUGUCCGCUAUUGAAAUGAUGGAUCCCAAAAUGGAUGUGGGGAUGGGCUAUAAUAAGCACGAUGCACCACCGCAUACCUUCGAGUCUGCGGUUGCGGCGGGUGUUUUGAAACUGGAAAAUCUAACCAAUGAAGAGCUGAUUGGCACCUUUGAUGCACUUUUCGCAUGCCUUGUGUCUUGGCUAGAAGGAAAUUCAAUGGACCAAGUAUUGUUCACAUGCCUUUAUUUGCACCAGCCAAGCAGUAUCAAAGAUAAAGCGCUUCGAGCCUUCUGCCAUGCGCUACGAAAUCUCAUUGUUAUCAUAAAGAAUAUCAUUAUCAUAAGCAGCGUAAACGAAGAAGAAGAUUUUCAGCUAUAUGGAAAUUCGUCUCUACUAGCUGUUGAAGAUUGUCCGCCUGCAGCUGUGACAUCUCAGCUAAAAGAAGCUGAAGAUGACUUGGUACGUCUUAGCAAAACUGAACAACAACCAGAAUUCACUAUGGCCGUUGUACAUCGGUUGCGUUUUAUGCGGCAUUUUUACCAAUCUAUUUACCAAUUCGAUUGUGUCAUGGUUACUUCACCAACAGAAUCUAAUACGAAUGAGAUUUAUAAAAAUUUAAACGCAUCGCUCGAGUUAGUUCCACAAAUAAAGCGCACCAUCGACAAGGGUAUCCAGCCUGCGCCAAACUCUGAUUCGCCAAAUCCAAUAGGAUUUUCGCCUCGAAUACAUGACCGCAGUCAACCACCAACUUUCCCCCGAAACGUGAAGAUUCGCGAUCGUCCAUCCAGUUUAGUGUUUCUCGAAGAAUUAGUGCAUCGAUUGAAGUUUUCGUGUAAAAUAAUUCGAAUGCGUGAUUACUACUCGGCCUUGAAUUUCUUCAUUGAGUUCAGCAAGAGAUCUGGUCAAUGUGUGCUUUCACGCAGCGUACUCCAGGGUAUAUUCAUUUCUAAUCGUCGGCUUGUUUUCGGAACAAUUCCAAUGAAGGACUUUCUUUGGGACUCAGUUCGUGCUUUUAAUUCGCCGCCAGUAUUAAAUCCAAAACAUCCCUUGGCUUCUGACCAGAAAAUACAAAUGUAUUUGGAUACAUUUUUCCGCUACUGUAUAAGUUUGAAUACAUUUACACAGUUUAUCCGUAUUUGCGGUUUUAAUCGAGCUCGGCAACGCGACAAAUUGGCACGCUUUAUUGAUAGCUUUGAUAAUAUUCAAGUAGAGGCGGCACGAUUGGACUCUCACUUGACUAUUUUGGCCAACGAAAAAGCGGCCGAAGGAAAUGAAGCUCACGCCACAGCACUUAAACAUAGCGCUCAAUUCGCAACCUGGGUAUUGUACAAUUGUUUUCGUGCGAUGAUGUUAUAUUUAAUGUCAGGUUUCGAAUUAGAGCUGUAUUCGGUACAUGAGUUCCUGUAUAUUUAUUGGUAUCCCUACGAAUUGUUGAUAAGCUUCAUUGUGUCAGCUUUAACACGCACCGAAAAUAACCUGCUGGUGCAAGAAGAAUACGCGGAGCAUCAAAGCAAACUGCAAGGCAGUGGCUAUACGAAAAACCGCAAACCGAAGCCAAAAAAGAAUAAGAAACAACAGAAACCGUACAGACAAGAGAUCGUUUACUAUCAUGCCUUGUUAAGUAUGUGUGGUGGGUUCUAUAAGGCACUGGGAGCAUUGACAAAGGACGGCCGAAUACGACAACCCAUGCCAAAGUUCGACAAUGAAGAGAUUCGCUUCAAUCGAAGGUUUGCGCCUUUUGCCACUUUAACCAGCCCACCGCCAGUUUCUUACGCUGAAUUUAAAAGUAUAAGGGAGCAUAUGAUGCGUCCGCCAUCGUCAGAAAUUUACGCGAUUGCAGCAAAGCAUUUUGAUCAAGCACGAAAUGUGUUGGAGUCCAUUCCAAAUGCAGAACAAGAGAUUUUGGAUAUGCUGCACGUGGCCAAAGUGAAUUAUGUUGUUAUGAAUGUUCUAGCAAAGGGUCAUCAGAAAGAUUCAAAAACUCAACCCGAAUUCGAUUUUUCAAAGCAUCGCCACUUUCCGAUUAUAAAGUUGAAUUAAAAUGCACUUAACAACUUUUGAUGGAAAUGCUUUAAAGUGGUACUAAAAGACUUAUUGAUGUAUUGCAUCAUCUUCUCUAAUCAGCAAACGGAUUUAAGCAGUUGGAAAAUCGUUUGUGCUUUUAGCGUACGUCGUAAACUCAAAGCCAAAAAGAUGAUAAAUAAAUGAAUACCAUGCAUGUAUAACAGAAGCAUAUGUACAGUAAA
Molecule: messenger RNA, 2724 nt
Organism: Anastrepha ludens (Mexican fruit fly)
Lineage: Eukaryota; Metazoa; Arthropoda; Insecta; Diptera; Tephritidae
Gene: Naa35
Product: N-alpha-acetyltransferase 35, NatC auxiliary subunit homolog
Exons: 7
Coding region: 182-2518 (778 amino acids)
Biological process (GO): N-terminal peptidyl-methionine acetylation
Cellular component (GO): NatC complex
Source: RefSeq, a predicted model, not a curated record